Messenger RNA from Schistosoma rodhaini, 10762 nucleotides. NCBI's taxonomy places the organism in Eukaryota, Metazoa, Platyhelminthes, Trematoda, Strigeidida, Schistosomatidae. The record is from the annotation of a GenBank genome assembly.
AUGCCAAUAUUAGAUCACCCCGUAUUCGCCGUUAAAAAUAGCGUACAAAAUAAUAGCUGCGUUACACUGCAGUUGGGAUUUUGGCGGGUUGUUCAUCAGUCAGAGUGUUCAUUGCCUUGUUCAGAUUAUUUGAUAGGUUUUGGGAUAUUCAUUCAAUGGUCUAAUCGUAAAUUGGAAAUGGAUUCGCACGAACAAAACCCAGAAGUCAGUUUGUCCUGGGAAAUCCUUGAGAGUUUGAUGUCACGACAACAUGCUCAAGUAAAUUACCUGUUUAUGGAUGAUCCUGAACCGGUAAAAGGGAACAAUGACAACAAAAAUGUAGCAACAGUCCCUAUUAGUCUCAAAAGAAUGAAUGAGAAAUUUUUAAAUGGUACUUAUCGUGGUAUACGCGAAUUUGUUUGUGAUUUCCGUUUGAUGUUAUUAAAUUGUUAUCGUCACAAUGGAAUCUCUUCACGUAUUGGACGUUGUGCUGAGAAAUUAGAAUUGUUGCUGGAGCAAAAACUCCAACUUUUAUCUCCUGAAAUUAGAACUAAAGCAUCGAUACAGUCGACGCUUGGCUUUGGUACAGCUGAAGAUGAGUUACUGGAUUGUGGUGUAACUCGCCGUCGAAGUUCUGGACGUUUAUUCCUUUCUGGUGAUACACGUCAAUUAACACCGAUGCGUGCUAUCAUUGAAGAGUUAGAACAUGUUACACAUCCUGGUUCUGGUGGGGGUAUCGCAGCAUCAUUAAUUUCAAGUAGUAUAGAUUCAAAUAAUUCUAUGCCAUCUAACCAACAACAGUCAGCUACUACUAAUAAUAUUACUAAUAAUUUAAGUAUAGAUGAAAAUGUCGGUUUAAUUAUAUCUAGAUUAAGUUUAUGGGAGCGUAGACGACAUGAAGAAGAAUUGUUAGAUUCAUGGAAUGAAUGGUGGAUUGAGAAAAAUGGACCUAAAUUGCAAGAAAUUAUAUACAAUAUACCAGAAUUAUUAGAAGUCUAUCAAUUCUUAUGGCUAGCUGAUCCUUUUUUGGGUAUUAGUGAUUGUUUAACAAUUUAUAGUAAUAACAAUAAUAAUAACAACAACAACAAUAAUCAUAAUCUCAUUGUCAAUUCAUUGAACAAUACAAAUCAUUCACGUAAUUUAUCGUUAUUCGACUUAGAAAUUGGAUUAUGCUCAGCUCCACAAGCUAGUCUAGUAUUAAAUGUUUGUAUGUCUAAUCUAUUAGCUACACCAAAAGAAAGAAAUCAAAUUGUUGCUGUAUUAAACAAUAAUAAUAGUAAUAAUAAUGGUAACAAUGUUACCUGUAAUCUUAAUAUUGGAGCAGAUUCUGGUACAGAUUGUAUUUCUUCAACAAGACGAUCUCGUAAUCUAUCAAAUACAUCUACAUUACCUGUCAUUGAUUAUAAUGUAUGGGAACGUCGAUUAUCUAGUCGUAUUGAUUCAUGGUAUCGUUUAUUUUGGGAAAAAGGCAAAGGUGUUGUUGAAUGGGCUACACGUCGUUUAGGUUUAUCAAAAGGAUUUUUCGAUGUAUGUGGUUAUAAGUUGAAUCCGUUAACCAAUAAACGUUUCCAUGAAUUAUCAAUAUAUCAGCAAGUUGUAAUAAUCUAUGCUCUUUGUGAAUCGACAAUGCGAACAUUUGAAAAUCUUCGUUUAUCUUUAGACAAAUCAGCUGAUUGGGAAGCAUCGAAUCCAGUUUAUUUAGGCACAGAUUUCUUUUCAAAAUAUACCUAUAUUCAUUUGCCUAAUUCAAUUGGAAUUGAUCCAGCAACUUCAUUAAGGAUUUAUCGAAUCUCUUAUGUGAAGCACCAACCAGUUGAACUUAAUUUUGAAAAAUCCUUAAACAUUACAAUUAAUCGUAACCUUGAUGAUACUAGUAAAACUGAAGUCUUAAAUGAUUUUAUAAAAUUCGAAAAUGCCGUCGCCGUCGAUCAAUCAACUAACGCUAAACGUCGACGUAGUUGUACAAAAUCUAAACAACAAAUUCAAUUCUAUGAAGAAUUAAAUAAACAUAAUACUUUGAUUAUGGAAAAUGGUUUAUCAAUUCCUGGUUCAGUUCAACGUUUACCUAAUUGGAUACAUCCAUCUUUAGCACGUGAUGUUUAUCGUAGAUGGUAUCGUGUUACUGAACAAGUUAAUUCUACUCCUAGUUCUAUUGUUAAUUCUUCAACUAUUUUAUCUAAUGAUCAAGAGUCUGAAGAAUCUGCGAAAGGAAAAAAGAGGCGGUUAUCAGAAAGAAAUUCAAGAACUGUUGAUGUUAAUAAUAAUAAUAAUAAUAAUAAUACUACUACCGUUGCAAAUAAAACAACCACACCAAAUAAUAGGAAACGUAAACAUGAUAAUGAUAAUAGUGAUAGUACUACUACUACUACUAUUACUACUACUACUGCUACUAAUAGUAAUCAUGUUAAAGGGAAUGUACCAUUUGGAGAUUUUCAAGAUAUUGAUAAUCAAAUUAUUUCAGAAUUUAUUAAAAAGGAUCAUUGUUUAAAUCCAUCACCUUAUGCAUCAUUUAAUGGUCCAACACGUCAAUUUUUAUCUUUACAAUUAAGUCGUACUGCCGUUGGAGGCUUACGUUUUUGUUCAAAGUACAGUUCUCGUCGAAAUAAAAAUGCUGUACGUACAAAUGAUGACGAUGAUGAUGAUGAUGGUGAUGAUGAUGACGAUACUGAGUCACAUUCAGCUGAUCAAAACGCAAAUGAUAUUCGUUCACCUUCAGUCAGUCAUUAUGAAUCAGAUGAUGAUGUAGAAAAUGGUGAUAAUAUCAGUCGAACUGUUGCAACUACAGACGAAGUUCCACAAGUGAAUGAUAAAUAUGUAGAUGAAUCUUUUAUGCCAACACGUAGAUCAACUAGAUUAAGUGAGUUGUCCAAGAACAGAACACCUGUAAAUUGUUCUAUUAACUCCAAUGGAACGUCUUCAUCGUUACCUGAAGAUCAAAAACAUGGAACUUCUAAAGAGGUGGUGAUAGAACAGUCUGAUCUGAAAUGUAACCAAACAUUUUCCGAUAAACAAUUGACUCAUUCUGAUCAAUUAUGUGAUAAAAUUUCAAAUGAAGAUAAUUGUGAUGAGAAUAUAAUAAAAGUUGAAGAAAAUCUUAUAACUGAGCCAUCUUCUGAAUUAUUCACUUUAAUUGCAAAAGAUUCACAAGAAUUAAAUCAAUUAUUAAUAAUUCUACGACAAAUCUUAUCUAUUAAUGAAGAGAAAUUAAAUAAGAAACAAUCUAUUGAUGAAUUAGAUUUGAAUUCUGAUUGUGACAAUCCAAUAGAAGAAGAAGCUGAUGAUGAUGGCAAUAUCAACAACAAAGAAUCUGUCACUAACAAAAAACGAACAUUAGCGGAACAAAAUGAGAAUACUAAAAAUCAGCAAACUAUACGAUUACGUAAUGCAAUUGGAUCAUUAAAAAGUCUUAUUGCAAAUUUAGAAGAAUUAUAUAAAUCUGUAUUGAAUCGUGAAAAUGAACGUGUUGAUGCUCAACGAUUAGCACGAUUACGAUUACGUAAAGACGUUGAACAAUGGGAAGCAAAUGAGGCUGAAAAAAGUAGAAAACAAUUAAAAAUGAGUCAAACUAAUAAACUGAAUAAUCAAGAAUCUCGUUUAAAUCUUUUGGCAUCACUUCAAACUGACCUAUCAAAAGAUCGUGCUGAACGACAUUCAAGACGUGAACAACUACGUGCACAAGAUUUAACUAAUGAUGAAGCAUAUGAAAGUGAAUCUAAUGAUAGUGAAUCUAAUGAACAAAAUAUGAGAAGACAAUCCAAUAAUUCACCUAAAUCAAUUACAGUUACAAUGAGUACUGAUACUAAAACUAGUAGUAUGAAAAAUAUUAAUCAAAAUAGUUAUCAAGCAUUUGCAUCACGUAUUAGUGCUAGUGGAUCGCCGAAAAUACCUAUAUCACGUUUUAAUAGUGAAGAUUUAAUACCGAAAAUUCGUCGAUCUUUCAUGUUUGAUUCAAGUAAGAAUGUCUCAAUUUUGCCUAGACCAUCAGGAGGAACACCAGUGAAACCAACUAGUCCUACAAGUUUAAAUAAUAAUAAUCAUAAUACUAGGAGUGGGAUAAAUCAUUCAUUUCCGCGUGUAUCACAUUCAACAUUCCGAUCAAACACACCUCGCUCUCCUGCAAUUCUACGUACUAGUCUUCCUAAAACAUCAUCAUCAUCGGGUACAAAUCAUCCAAAUGGGGUAUCCGCCCUUAAUCCAACUACUUCUCCACUAUCGAAUAAGAGCAAUAUAUCCUCAAAUGUUUUAUUAUCACCGAAAUCACCAACAUCAAUCAUGGCAACCAAUACUUCGAGUACUUCUCCUCCUACUUCUAUUACUAAUACUAAUACUAUUACUACUCCUACUAGUACGUCAUCAAAUAAGACAUCUACCCCUGUCCGAAAAAUCUAUCGUGUAUGUAACACUUUGUUUACUGAAGAUGCAAAACCUGUAAAAAUUGGUCCUAAUGGUUCGUUAAUUCUUAUACCACCAGAUAGUAUACCAUUAAAUCAACGUCAAUUAGCACGUCAAAUGAUAUCACGUUAUCAUCAACAUGUGAAUGCAAUUUCUAUAAAACCUAAUUCAAACAUUCAUUCUCCAACAAGUUCAUUGUCAUCAACAUCAUCAUCAUCAUCAUCAUCUACAUUAUCUGUUCCUUCGAAUACUUCAUCUCUUGCUAAUACAACAACUUCUACCACAACAGUGACAUCCAAUCUAUCAUGAUUGUUGAAUAGUUCUGUUUUAAUUAUAAAUAUUUAUUUUAAUACUUGAAUUUUGUACACAUUGAUCAAGUAAAUAUCACAUAUUUACAGCUGUUACCUUCAUAGUGGAGCAUACGUCAUCCACCACGUACUCUCCAUCUUCAUUCUAUCUUAGGUAUAUUUAUACAUAUGAAUAUCUAUCAUAAUUACUAUCUAGUCAUGAUCAUCAUUAUUAUCAUUGUUACAUCAUGGUAAUCUUGUUAAAUAUAAUCCCAAUAAUUGUAUUUACUCAUCUUUUCAUUGUUUAAAUAUUUCAUUCUUACUCAAUUCAUUUCUAUCUCUAUAUCUAUGAAUGUAAUGUUUAUUGUGAAUUAAUCUUUUAUAAUGAAACAAAAAAAAAAGAAGAAAAUCAUGUUUAUUUUCUCUCUCUCUCUCUCUCUCUAUUUUCUUCUUUUUUUUCUUCUUACAGCUAGCUGUUUAUUGGCUUUUUUCUUUUUUUCUUUUUUCUUUUCUUAAAAUGUAUUUCUCUGAUUGGUCAAUUCUUUUGUAAACGAUUAUUCUUCUUUGUCAUAAGAUAAAUACCCUCCCCCCUCCAUACACACACACACACACCCACAUAAAUAAAUAAAUAAAGUUUACUCUCAAUUAUUUUUUUUUUAUUGUUUAUGAUUGUUUUACCGGUUCAUUUUGAUGUUUAUCCCAAUUAUGUUACCUUAUCCUGUUUUCGUUUUUGUUUUGUUUUGAUAGAUUGAUUGUUUAUAUAUAUAUCUCUAUCAUCACUAAUGAAUAUUGUAUGCAUUUAUAUUUAGAGUUAAGUUGAAUGGAGUUUGUUUUGUAUAUAUAAGAAAAAAAAAAGAGAGAGGGGGGAAGGAGAGAGAAAAAAAAGUAAAGUUCGUAUCCAUUUUUUUUGUAUUGUGUAAAAAGAAAAGAGUCGUUUUUCUUUCUUUUGUGUAUGUGUGUGUGUGUGUAUGUUUUGUCAUUUCAGUCUACCUUUGUUCUUCAAUUUAAAAAAAAUAAUAAUAAUUUGUAUAAUUGUAAGUUUGUUGUUAGAUGAAAUAUGUUAUUUUUAGUUGAUAAGUCAUUUGUUCUAUUCUUACAUUUGAUCUUGUAUAGUAUAUAUCAGUUAUCAUUAGAGUAGAGCGUUGAACAGAUAUGCAUUGAUCCAAGUUGCCAUAUCAUAUUAGUUUCGACCGUUGCUGCUACCUUGAUGUGGUGGUCAGGCUUGCCUAUUGUGAUGAACCAAUUGAGUUAUAUUGGCUGGAAUAAUCAUUCCUCAAGGUCUUACCAUGCCAGAUAGGUCGGUUGAAAAGCGGUAAGAAUAAAGACAGAAAACCCAAGGUCUGAGUGCAAAGUCGUACUGCUGACUGUACAGAGGUGUGACAGCAGUAAGGUGUUUCCUCCAGACAACAGCGAUGCUGCCUUCCCACAAGGAAGGGUGGGGUUAGAAAAAGUCGACCCUAACAAUACACACCUCGCCUUAUCCCAUGGAUAUCCGUCUCCGGUGGUACGGUCCCAACAAGGACGGAGCCAACACAAAAAUUGCCUUUAAAAAGGUCGUGUGUGAUCGAACUCAAGCAGUUGUCCCUUAGACACUGCGGUCACGUUUUCAGGUCAUUAAGACCAUUUCUAAUCCAAUUUUCUUUUCAGGUACCUUUACAAGAACCCUUCCACGGUGUGAGAAAACUGGAAGUGGUAAAUGCCCCCAUACCUAUAACAGCACUCAAGCUCACUGUAUUCAUAAUCAAUCUCCUUCAAUAUAUCAGUAUUUCUUGUUGCAAUCGAUAAAAGGAAUAGCAAAUGUGAUCGAAAGUAUGUAUUGGGAGCAAUUAUGGGGAUUAAUGAGCAUUGUGAAUAUGUUUCGAAAAAAACAACCUGAAAAUGUAACGACUGAAUUCAUCUUCACUAUUAGAAACGAUUCUGAACCAUGUUACCUAGUAUACUCUAAUCACUGAUUGUGGAUUUCGCUCGGACUGUAACCAGGUAAUCGUCAUCUAAGAAUAUGGCUUAAAUCAUCGGUCAGUUACGCCAUCCAGUUGUGAAUUGUUCUAAUCAGGACAGUCUUUUUUUUCUAACCUACUUCUACUCCAGCAAACUUAGCCUGUCGACGUUGACGAUAGUUAACCAAAUGUAAUAUACGUCUUAGUAACCUUGGUCAGUGAAAAUUUACAGCUUCAUCAACCAACUUUUUAUGUUUGUACACUAUCUUAUGCUUAAUCUCAACGUUAUUUGUUCAGUCGUUCUUGGAACACAUGCAACCGUUCGAAGACACCUAUGAUGAAAAUUUUGAUGCCUAUGCUCGCCUCCCACUCUCAGAGAUCAUAUUUCGCAGCCAUAAAGGAGAAAAGAGCCUAGUUCUGUGUAGCAUGUGCAGUCGCUUGAUUUAUCAUGUGCUAAACUCACCAAUCAGUGUUUUGACUAUAACUUUUCUUUUUUCGCAUCUACUAUUCAGCCUAUAGCCUGGCGUCCUAGAUUUCGCAAAUUACACUUUACGCCCUGUACGAUUAGCCUUGAACCAGCGUAACCUACACUUUUGUUAAUCACCUAUCCUCAAGUUUCUCCUCUCUUUCGUGCCUUGAGUCUGAUGAGAAGUUAGUUGGCAGCUUCUACCAUAUUUCGAUCACAGUUGAGUUUACAUACAAUCAUACUUGACCAUAUCGCACCGUAAAAUAAAAAAUCACAAUUAUGCACAAACAAGUCAAAGUGUCUAUGAUCAGAGCUGGUUGUAAAUAAUCAAUUGGGAAUAGUAAGCCGUUUAACAAUAGUUAAUUCUUUAAACGUAAGCUUGCAAUAAACGGAAUAUAGAGACAGGAGUCCAAUUGUUUAGUGACAAUGCAAAAAGAAUAUGUAUAGUAAUAAUCUAUAAAAUAAUUCCAUUAGCUACCAUAGCUUCAAUCUUUGUUCCGUUACAUCAGUAUGCACUGCUCUUAGUUGUCAGAUAGAUAUCUCACCUACACGACAAUUGACAGGGAUUAACGAAGGCCAACUCUCUUUUUUGAAUCUGUUCUGAGAUAUUGUCAAGGUUAGGGCUGGUAAGACUUCCAGGAUAAGUAAAAGGGUCUUAAUACUCAACUAUUUCACUCUUAAUCAUUGGUACAAACCAGUCCUUAAGCAACAAUGUACAGCUAGAAGGUAAGAAGCGCAUCUUACUCAUGCUUGGAUUGUUGCUUAAGGCAAACAGAAGAUUUACCAUUCCUCAAAAUCUUUACUAAAAAAGCAUUAUUAUCUGCCUAUCCCAAAUCGAGAAGUGAGAUUUCUGGUGUAUGAUCAAUCCCUAAAAAAUUAGGUGAAGAGUGUUAUUUAUAGUAGGAUGUCUGUGACAAUUCAUUGGAAAGAAGGAUAUUUAACUGCACUGACGAGCUCCGUUUUUGGGUGAUAGUUCUAAUAACAGUUCAUCAUAACCUGUGAAUCGAAUGGUAGUGUUCGAGUAACAAAUUUGUACAAAGCUUACUUUAUUACUUUUUCCGUUAACGGUCAUUACCAUAAAACCUGACGGUCAAUAGAGUUCAAUAUUGCUUUAAAGUCAAGAAAUACAACUAUAGUCGGGUUUCGGUGGGUAUUCCUGUGUUCCAUAAAGUGAAGAAGAGUGACAAUAAGUUUUGUUAGGGAACACAUGCAAGUCUGAAGUCAGCCAGAUUCCUCCGGCUUCACUGUUAUUGAACAGCUGAUAAGCGUCAAAUGAUUAUGGAGGCUAGCACUUCAGAUACCAUACUCAUCAAAGUGAUUCCCGUCUGGUUAUCACAAGGGGAUUUUAAUCCUUUCUUGUAAUUGUGAACUAUCGAGACCAUACAGAUGGGUUAACAUUUAACCCCUCAACUCUAGGUAUUAUUUCAGCUUAGCUAUUAAAACUGGACCACGAGUUAAUCUAUCGAUUCCUUCUGUCAUUUCUUUGUUCAAAUUAGACAUCAUAAUCUACAUUAAUGAAAUAUUAUUUUAAUCCCCGGAUCGAUCCGUUUUAUCAAUGGGAUUUGAUAUAUGAGUGAUAGAAAACAGUUGUUCCAUAAAUCAAGUUAUUUUAGUGGCUUUAAUUGAUUUUUUGAUUCGCAAACAAAAUUUUCUAGAGGAUCAUUACAUGUCAGAAAACAUAAAAGUUGUUUCUUUGUAGCCUUACACUUCUCAGUAAUUUUCAUUUACGAUUUCACAAAAGGAUAGAAGGUAGGAACUGAAAUUUAUCACGGCGAGUAUAGUAUUUUGGCAAUAUCAAAUCAGAAUUGAAUGAUCUAUACUUUCAAUCAGUUUGUUAUGCAUUACAUUUAUCAUCUACUAUCAUAGUUGAAUUACUACACAGAAUUUGGUUUCCUACGUUAAAUUUCGAAAAUCAAUCUACAGGUUUAUCCGUUACUCGUAAUUAACACUAUUCUAAGUUUUCCCUAGUGGUCUAGCUUCAAUUGACUCACGUUUUUAACUAUGAAAAUACUAAAUCUCCACAAAAACCCCUUCUGAUACUUAUUUGUUAUAAGCUGCGAGUGUGCUUCGUAUCGUUAUAAUCCUUCUUCCUGUAGAGUUGAAGAUAACUUGUAGGAUUAUGUCAAUAAAUGUACCAUUGACAAUCCAAUUGUUUACAAGUAGUGACAAGGUUAUAAUUAUCUUGCCUUUCUGCGGCUCUUUAGAUUAACUGUUGUCAAGAUUCAGUCACAAUAUUUCAUAGUUAUUUGACAUCAAUUAUAUACAUCGGCUGAUAUGAACUCCUGAAUGAUAUGUACUACGUUUAGCAGCUAAUAUUCUAUAGGAAUUAUGGGUCAUUGUAAAACUUCCUUUCAAAGUUUUGGAUUCACUUUUAACUUUAUAUAUUUGUUAUUUUUAUUGACUAACUUCCAUAAGAAAACGACAAUCACAAUGGCGCUUUUGAAUGCCAAUGCUGAGUUUCAACUAUUAUAAAGCUUUUGUUUUAAUCUUAAGCACUGUCCAUUAAAAUUCUGUCAUAGAGCUUAUUCUUAUUAAGUAGGUAUCCUUACCAAGGUUUGACUUGACAAUAAGAAAGGUAUCUUGUGGAGAUCGUAGUAAUUUAAUAGUUGGGUUUAUGAGUCGAUUAAAGCUAGACGACCAUGGAAAACCUGGAAGCACUGGACGGCCAUUUCGUUUUAGUAUGGGAUUCCUCAGCAGUGCGCAUCCCAUAUUAGGACGAAACAGCUGUUAAGUACUUCCAGGUUUCCCAUGGUAGUCUAGUUUUAAUUGACUCAUGAAUUCAACUUUUAACUUUCAAAUAAAUUGAGUAGAGAGAGCAAAAGUAAAUAUUCAACACUUAAACUUAAUUAUUUGAGUAGGAGAACAUUGAUUUCAAAGCAAUAGUACUAAUAAGAUCCAGGAUUGUUUAAGAACGAAUGAAAUAAAAAUAUGACCUGGUCACUGGUUGUCAAUGAAAUUAAGUUUACCGAUAUCGCUCGAUUGAUUUAUCAACGUUUCGAGGUUAAUCUUUUAAACGUACCAUCCUUUUAUUAAAAUUGAAUGCUCUUACACUAUCCCAACCUUUACAUAAUCAUGGAUAUAGAUAAUGUCCUGACGAGAAUUAUGAAUGGUAACUAUUGGGAUCUAUUCAUGAUCUAAUGCUAUACAUAUAUUUUUUCAUUGUAUAAUUGCUAAGCAACUAAACUAUGCAUAUUCAUAUGCCUCUUAUUAUAGGCUUUAUUUUGAUCCAUAGACUAUUAUAAUACGAUUUAACAUUCUUGAAUUAUGCCCAGUCUAUUCAUUACAGUCUCCAAAAUUCAAAGUCAUUUUUGGCUAGAACUUGUACACAUGUUAUUUCCUAUUGUGUAGUGUGAUGUGGUCUGUUUAACUUGUAUAUAAACCCAGUUUGUUUGAAAUACAUUAUUCAUCUCAUGGAGGUUGAGACUGAUGUUCUGGACUCAACUGGUAGGGUUAUACAGGAAAUAGGACCGAUAAGGACUGUAGAUUGCUCGUACGGUUUUUUACACGUGAUUGAUCUUGUUGAUAAAUCACUGUUCUCUAUUUGGCACAAUGCCGACAAGAUAUAAUAAUAAUGAGUUAUUUACUUCAUUAAUCAACCAAAACAUAUUUUUAAUUGGUAAGCAGAGAUGGAUAGUGGUAAGCAGUGGAAUCCAGGACGCGCGUUUCGUCCUUUUUGGGACUCGUCAGCUAGAUGUACCUGC